CCUUAAAUGAAACAAAAGAAGCACACCGGAAGCACUUGCAAUUAUUGCCUCCAACAAACCAAACUCAAGUAGCACCAAAAAGAGAUACGCAUCGCUCUCCUUCAACCCCAUUGACAGCGGUGGAAAAGCACCACUCCCCACCCUCCCCGCCAUUAAAACAAAAUACCAAUCCCACCUCACAAGAGCAAAAGCCCACCCUCUAACACUUGAAAGAAGCUCUACAAAACAAAACUCGUUAGUCUCACAAGUAUGUCCCUUAAGAAACUCUGCAGCCCCUUCAACUCCUUCCUCCUUUGCUUCUUGGCCUUCUUAUACCCCAUCCACCAAGCCAAGGCCGCCAGCUUCAUCUACGCCGGCUGCUCACCAUCCAAGUUCCAGCCCAGCUCCCCCUAUCAAAACAAUCUCAUCUCCCUCCUUACCUCCGUCGCCGCCGCCGGCUCCCAGGCCACCUACAACAGCUUCGCGGUGGGCAACGACUCCGCGUCAGCCACCGGCGCCGCCGUCUACGGCCUCUACCAGUGCCGCAACGAUCUGAGCGCCGGCGAGUGCUCCUCCUGCGUGCAGAGCGCCGUGGGCCAGCUCAACCUGGUGUGCCCGGACUCCUACGCGGCCUCGCUGCAGCUCGACGGGUGCUUCGUGCGGUACAGCAACGAGAACUUCCUCGGGCGGCCCGACACCAGCCUGGUGUACCGCAAGUGCAGCGCCAGCGCGAGCAAGGACGCGGAGUUCUUCCGGCGGAGGGACGACGUGCUCGCCGACCUGCAGAACGGGGUGGGGUUUCGGGUGAGCAGCUCCGGGACGGUGCAGGGCUACGCGCAGUGCGUCGGGGAUUUGAGCUCGGCCGACUGCACCGCUUGCCUGGCGCAAGCCGUCGGGCAGCUGAAGAAUUCGUGCGGGUCGGCCAUGGCGGCGGACGUGUACUUGGGGCAGUGCUACGCCAAGUACUGGGCCUCCGGCUACUACUUCCGAUCUACAACAGGGUAUACGGAGGAUGACAUUGGAAGAACCAUUGCAAUAAUUGUUGGCAUCUUCGCAGGGGUGGUCCUCUUCGUGGUGUUCCUUUCUUUUCUGAAAAAAGCAUGCUAGUCACCGGGGAUGAUCCUUCUCCAAGAGCCGGUUUGGGGUUUGGGUCCUGCAUUUUGUCGAAAGAGGCACCUCUUUUCAAGCAUCGGGACCCCUCAUGGAAAGGACAGCAUUCCAAACAGCUGCGAGCUGCUUCACUAGGUUCCACCAUCGGACGACCAAUGGACAC
This is a messenger RNA of Elaeis guineensis (African oil palm), 1252 nucleotides long. Its product is annotated as plasmodesmata-located protein 8. The record is from RefSeq and is a predicted model, not a curated record. Gene Ontology annotation, cellular component: plasmodesma. Lineage: Eukaryota; Viridiplantae; Streptophyta; Magnoliopsida; Arecales; Arecaceae.